UGUUCGAUUGCACGAUGGAUCACCUUGAAGAAAGAUUAAUUGAGGAAGUCAGGAAGUACGACCACCUCUACAACUACUCCUCAAAGAACUACAAAGACUGCCAAAUGGCCAGCAACUCCUGGCGAGACAUUUCCAGGAACACGGGGGUGGACGUCGCGGAGUGUAUGGAGAGGUGGAAGAACCUCCGUGACGAAUAUGCCCGGCUCCGAAAGAAACUUGCCACAAGAAGCUGCGACCCAGGCUGCCAAAAAGAGCCAGCGUUUUAUCAUCUUCUUUCAUGGCUGGCACCACACGUGAAGUACUGCGAAACAGAGUCCCACUAUGAUCAAACGACCAGUUCAGAAGAGAGCACAUCGUCCAGUUCAGCGGAGAGCGACACAGACCCCGUUGAGUCCCCCGUGUCUCGUCCCAAAAGGAAAAGGAAGAGGGACCAGGACGACUGGUUUGUUGAUCAGCUGAUAAACCUGGAAGAGCGUCGGGUGGAGGCAGAGCAGAGGCUUCUGCAGGGGGAUGAUGAGUGCUCCAGGUUCGGGCAAACCGUGGCCGACAUGCUCCGGAGAUUGCCAGAGGACAGCGUGUCCGAAGUUAUGUUUGAGGUCUACAACCUGAUCCACGAAAGUAGACAGAACUUUUGUUGUAGUUGA
Scomber scombrus (Atlantic mackerel) is the source of this 644-nucleotide messenger RNA. RefSeq lists its product as uncharacterized. The transcript is spliced from 2 exons. The record is from RefSeq and is a predicted model, not a curated record. The coding region runs from base 15 to 644 and encodes 209 amino acids. Gene Ontology annotation, cellular component: nucleus; transcription regulator complex. Gene Ontology annotation, biological process: regulation of transcription by RNA polymerase II. NCBI's taxonomy places the organism in Eukaryota, Metazoa, Chordata, Actinopteri, Scombriformes, Scombridae.